Ochotona princeps (American pika) is the source of this 1986-nucleotide messenger RNA. Its product is annotated as organic anion transporter 7-like. Bases 298 to 1986 code for a protein of 562 amino acids. Gene Ontology annotation, molecular function: transmembrane transporter activity. The record is from RefSeq and is a predicted model, not a curated record. Gene Ontology annotation, biological process: transmembrane transport. NCBI's taxonomy places the organism in Eukaryota, Metazoa, Chordata, Mammalia, Lagomorpha, Ochotonidae. Gene Ontology annotation, cellular component: membrane. The transcript is spliced from 10 exons.
UAGUUUUGUUUUGUUUACUGAGAAUGGGGAGAUUAAAGUUCAAGCCUGAUUUUGGCCACUGCUGACAACCUGAAUUUUUACAAAGUAGAAAUUUAAACAGUGGUGUUUGUGAGCCAUUGGGAAUAAUCCAAUCAGCAUGUUUCCCCGCCUGCUUCCUUAGAACUUUGAGGCAUCACCUUUUACACAGACCUAUCCGGGUCAGGAGGAGCAUUGACUAAGGCCAUUUAGUGAAACCACACACUUUCUGUCUUUGCUCUUGAUCUGCUUCAAGUCCCUGAGCCAGUUCUUGGAGCCACAAUGGCCUUCAAUGACCUCCUGAAGCAAGCUGGUGGCAUGGGGAGAUUCCAGAUCCUUCAGUUUCUCUUCCUCAUAGGCAUAUUCAUGAUAACUUUCAUUCAUGUCCAGAUGGAGAACUUCACUGCAGCCAUCCCUGGGCAUCGUUGCAGAGUUCCCCUCCUAGAUAAUCACACUGUUUCUAACGACACUGGGAUCCUCAGCCAGGAUGCUCUCCUGAGAGUCUCCAUCCCGCUGGACUCAAACCUGAAGCCAGACAAGUGCCGUCGCUUCACCCAGCCCCAGUGGCAGCUCCUGCAGCACAAUGGGACUUUCUUAAACACACACGAGCCAGAGCCAGACACGGAGCCUUGUGUGGACGGCUGGGUGUAUGACCGCAGCACCUUUGUCUCCACCAUUGUGAUGAAGUGGGACCUGGUAUGUGAAGCUGAAUCAAUGAGUUCAAUGGUUAAAUUCCUACUCAUGGCUGGAAUGAUGCUGGGAAACAUCAUAUUUGGCCGUUUGACAGACAGGUUUGGGAGGAAGUUAGUGCUCACAUGGUGUCUCCUCCAGAUGGCCAUCGCUGAUACCUGUGCAGCUUUUGCUCCCAGCUUCCUCAUUUACUGCUUACUGCGCUUCCUGACUGGGAUGUCUGCUACGACCAUCAUGGGAAAUAUUACUAUGCUUAUUAUAGAGUGGACAUUGCCCCAGUUCCAAGCCCUGGGAGUGGCAUAUAUGAGUUCCGCUAGUAACCUUGGACAGGCAGUCCUGGGAGGCAUAGCUUAUGUUGUUCGGGACUGGCAGAUACUCCAGCUGAUAUUUUCGGUGCCAUUUUUUGUCUUUUUUGUGUGCUCAAGGUGGAUUGCAGAGUCUUCUCGGUGGUUGAUGGUUGCCAACAAACCUGAGAAGGCCCUCAAGCAACUCAAGAAAGCAGCACAUAGGAAUGGAAUAAAGAACGUGGGAGACACCCUAACUAUGGAGGUUGUGAAGUCCACCAUGAAGGAGGAGCUGGCAGCUGCACAGACAAAGUUUUCUUUUUGGGACUUGUUCCGCACAUCCAUUAUGCGGAAAAGGAUCUUCUGCUUGGCCUUUGCGAGAUUUGCCAACUCCAUGUUGUUUUAUGGCCUGAGUCUCAACAUUCAUCAUUUGGGGAACAAUAUCUUCUUGAUACAGUGUCUCUUCGGAUUUAUCAACAUCCUGGCCAAUUGUGUUGCCCUUCUAGUUAUGAAUCACAUAGGCCGUCGAAUAAGCCAAGUGGUGCUUUUGUUUGUCACGGGGAUCUGCGUUGUUUCUGUCACGUUUGUACCUGAUGAAAUGCAGACUCCAUGUGUGGCUUUAGCCACCCUGGGAAUUGCUGCUGGUACUUCUGCUGCAACUUUUCUCCCCAUCUAUUCCAAUGAACUCAUCCCUACCGUAUGCAGGUCAACAUUUGGAGGAAUCAAUAGUCUGUUCUCAGGAGUUGGGGCAGUCCUGGUUCCCCUUAUGAUGACCCUGGUCGUAUAUUCACCUCACCUGCCCUGGAUCAUGUAUGGAGUCUUCCCCAUCCUUUCUGGACUAAUUGUCUUCUGCCUUCAAGAAACCAGGAAUCAGCCAUUUCCCGAAACCAUUCAGGAUGUAGAAAAUUCCCAGAGCCAUCAUGGCUUGUCAAAAGACGACUUGCUCCUGGGCCUACUAUUUGUGCAUGCUGUGCAGGAAGAGCACGACAACUACUAG